Messenger RNA from Heteronotia binoei (common prickly gecko), 1534 nucleotides. RefSeq names its product transmembrane protein 169 (gene TMEM169). NCBI's taxonomy places the organism in Eukaryota, Metazoa, Chordata, Lepidosauria, Squamata, Gekkonidae. The coding region runs from base 557 to 1450 and encodes 297 amino acids. The transcript is spliced from 3 exons. The record is from RefSeq and is a predicted model, not a curated record.
GAGGCGGAUGGGAGCGGGUCCGUAGCUCUCUCCUGCCCGACCAGCGGGGCAAGCUGAGAAAGGACAAAGGAGCGUUCGCCUCUCCCCCCAAGCCGCCGCUGCUAACUGCAUGCCCAGGACGAAGGACGGCAGCAACGGAGCGAUGCAGAAGCGCAUGGGUCAGCUCCCGAAAGCGGAGGGGGCCCGACCGGCCCGCAGCUCGUGGGGGCUCCGCAGGCAUCUCGCCGCCCUUCCCCGUUUUUGCAGCUGAUUCCUUUCGGCGAGGCGAUCUCCCCCCAAACCGCCGCUGCUAACUGCAUGCCCAAGGGGGCCUCGAGAUGCGGAGCAGGGCCGAGGUCGGUGAGCAGCGUUCCUGCUGGAAGCCAGCCGCGGUGAUUUGGCCGGAACGGGGAAGGGGGGAGUGAAUGCAGUGUGUUUGAUCAGUGCUGUGAAAUGGUUGCUGCUGUUAGCCGGAACGUCCCUGAAAAUCAGUGUUAAUGGCUCAUAAGUGCAGACCAAGCUGAUAUUUUGUUGAAAGAAAAGCCUUGCAGAGAAGCCCAGUGAGAAUACUAGCGGGAUGGAAGAGUCUACGUCAAGGGAGAGCAAAAGCAGGACACAAAGCCCUCAGCGUAACUCCUUACGCAGAGCUGUAGCUACUGCAGUGACCUUUGACGGAGAGGCAACGACAGACAGAAGGAAGAAGAGAAAGAAAGAACCCCGCCCGGAAUCGAUAAUCGUGUAUCGGACAGGAAAUGAGAACAAGGUGGAAGAAGAACAGGUGGAUGAGGAGGGGGGUGAGAAAAGUUCAGAGGAAGGCUCCAAGUUCUUAGGACAUUCUAUAGGAGAUGGUUCUUGGGCUAUGCCCUUAGAUAGCAGAUACGUUACUUUAACUGGAACCAUCACCAGAGGAAAGAAAAAAGGCCAGAUGGUGGAUAUUCAUGUUACGCUGACUGACAAAGAGCUGCAGGAGCUGACUAAGUCGAAAGACCCUCCCAAAACUGAAAUGCCAGAAGGGAAAAAACCUUGUGACGUCGGGCUGGCUAAGGGCCCCCACGUCCUUCUCUGGAGCCUCGCCUGCCUCCCUGUCAUCUUCAUGAUGUCCUUUGUGGUUUCCUUUUACUAUGGGACCAUCACCUGGUACAAUGUCUUCUUGGUGUACAAUGAAGAGAGGACCUUUUGGCACAAGAUUACCUUCUGCCCCUUUCUAAUCAUCUUCUACCCAAUCAUAAUCAUGGUCAUUUCCUGUUCCCUGGGCCUCUAUACAGCAGUGACUCAGGUCUCGUGGGCCUUUGGGGAUUGGUGGCAUGCUGUGAGAGAUAUGGAAAAAGGGUUCUGUGGCUGGCUUUGUAGCAAGAUGGGCCUAGAAGACUGCUCUCCGUACAGCAUUGUUGAGCUAUUAGAUUCUGACAAUGUCUCAGGUAGCCUGUCGGCGAAAGGCUCCGCUCAAGGUGAAGAGAUUUCAGCUGUCUAAGUCUUUGCUCUAAAGACUCCAGAUUUUUCACGUUCAUAAGUAUUGCAAAUGUACUAGAGUGAUUAAAGCAGGCAUGUACAUACA